This is a messenger RNA of Penicillium subrubescens, 3207 nucleotides long. RefSeq lists its product as uncharacterized. NCBI's taxonomy places the organism in Eukaryota, Fungi, Ascomycota, Eurotiomycetes, Eurotiales, Aspergillaceae. Bases 31 to 3138 code for a protein of 1035 amino acids. The transcript has 9 exons. The record is from RefSeq and is a predicted model, not a curated record.
AAUAUCCACCCUGCUGAAUGCCAAAUCGCAAUGAUGGCCGAGGAACUGGCUCGCCUCACCAGUGAGGUUGAACGCGUCGUGACAGCCCCAUACGUGCCCUCCCUCCAGGAUUUAUAUGGUCUAGUCGAGGCCAGCCCUUCUUCAACAAUUCAAUCCUGGGCUCUUCAUAAACCCUGCCAGGUGGGGCUUUUGGCUAAGGUCUUGGUGGAGAGUCUGUCGCAAUCCCGUGUCGCGCUCCCACUGCUCACGGCUUUUGCACGGACCACAAGUUUCAGAGAUGCUUUGUUGAGUCGCCAGCCAGUUCUCUUGGAUGCUUUCCUCGAAAGAGUCCUGGUCGCCGGAGAAAUCGAGUAUCACCCAGCAUGCAUUGCUUUGCUCUCUUCACCUCUCCCUCCGGACUUUGUGCCCCCUGCUCGUCUCGCCGGAUUUAUCACAAAGCUAGUGUCCGCGAUGUCGGCUACCCCUGGAGCUGAGACAAUCGCACCCUUAUAUGCCCUGAUGACUGGGCUUAAAGGAUCGCCCAACUUCAUCAAUGAGGUUCCAACAGACGUCAUGUCGAACCUGCAGCUGGAGUUUACUAAGACGUUGCGCAACCUUGAUGACCAUAUGGGUAACCUCUUGGGGUUGGCGACCUUUGCACAAAUAUCAAUGUCCCACCGAAGCCAGCUCAGCAGACAUCCCGGAGUAGGUAGUUCAUCUUGGCUUCUCAACAUACAGCACUUUUUUGGUCCAAAGCGUGGCAUGAAGACAUUAGAUCUGGUUGUUUUGCGCGUCAUUCUGGCUUGCUCCUCGAACUGCCAUAAUCUCACACCGGCCCAAGCUGCUGAGAGCAUUCGUCUUGCAAUCUGUAUUUCAGAUGCUGUUGAAACUGACCAGAAAAAAUCUUGGCUUUCAAGCAAUUCGUCCAAGAUUGCCAAGCUAUGCGAGAAGGUAGCUAAGGAUAAUCUCCACAGGGAGAUCCAAGUUAUGGGUGUUACCUUUUUGCUUUCUCUGCAACCCCUGGGGGCCUUGCCUUCGCACAUUGGUGAUCUUGGUCUCCGCCUACUUGUCUCAAAGGAUAGCAGAGCAAUCUUGGGGGCCAUGACAUCGGAGCUUGUCUCACGUCUGACAAAUUUAUUGGGGGUUUACGACGAGUCUGUUGUGUACGAACUUUUGCGAUUCACCGUGGAUGUCUUGAAAGACGACAGUAUGGGACAUGAUUCCAUGGUCAAUCUUCAUGUAUCAGAUCUUUUACUCUCCGGGUUCCAAGCCAAUCUGUCUCAGCCUAUGAUCCAGACUUUGUUAAGCUCAGCCUCAACCAAACAAGCUAUCGCCAGCCUCUUCGCAAGGUUCCCUCUACUUCCCUCUCAAUUACAAUGUCAGGACGCGCAGGUCUGCUACUGUGCGUGCAGCGCCUUGCAGAAUCGGGUCUUACUCAACUUAUUUGAGAUCUACUUUGCUGCGGCUCUGUCGCAUAGUGGUGACACCACUGACAUUGCCAUUAUGAAGUCCUUUGUGGAGCGGACCACAAAGUCAUUCGGUAAGUCCGACUGUACCUUCGCGCGCACUGAACACAAUGCCUACCGCAGCUCAAUGUAUCUGCGUAACAGGCAGGAGUUUAAUUCAAAGCGCCAGCCAAUUCGAGAUUGGCGCUCUGCUAUCACCGAAUUCCAUAUGCAGAAUGCGGAGACAUCCCACAAUUUACUAAUGAAGAAGGUCGAUGACAUUUGCUUCGAUCUCGAACGUCGCUGUUACGACAUUGAAGGCCCUGUACGUUCCGCCGAGGAAGAGCGGGACAAGCACAAGUAUGACGCUGAGCAAUUGAGACAACAGAAUGAGGACUUAGCUCGACAGUUAAACCAAUCAACACAAGCUGUCUCUACUCUUCAACAAGACCUGACCCGCCUUGAAAAACAUGCUGGACUAGCAAGCGCUCGUGCUGAGGAGCUGUCAGAGGCUCUUGAGUUGUCUCGGCAAGAACUACGCGACCAACAGCACCACUCAGAUGAUGCACUUCGAGCAGAGCAAGAAAAAGCUCGAAGUAGGGAACUCGAGUUGAUUGCCACAUCUACCGAGAAGGAUGAUCAACUAGAGGAGCUCCAAGAAUCAAUGCGUCAGCUCGAGUCGCAGAACCAGCUCCUCCAGCAGGUGGUGGAAACAUCCUCUCAUGAAAGAGCUACCUCCGCCGAGACGAACGAAGCAUUGGGACAUGAAAUUUCUGAAGUCAGGAAUCUCUUGGAAGCAAAAACAUUGUUCUGCUGCCAAAAAGAAGAUGAAGUCAAACGGUUGCUGGCAGAAAACAAUGAUCUGCAGACCGAGCUAGGCUCUGUUCAAACCAUAAUUGAUGAUCAAGCUCGAGAAAUUGAACAGCUCCACGCAACUUUGCAAGGGGUAGAAGAAAAGGCAAAGACCGAUAUGCUAAUCUUUAAUCGUGAUAAGGAAGCAGAAAUUGCCAAACUUGCCUCUGAAAUUUCCACACAAAAAGAGGUAAACGGGCGCUUGCAGAAAGCCAUGCAAACGGCUGCAAGUGAUGCUGCCAAGGAGCUACAGUCUAAGGAUAAGCGCAUUCAUCAGUUGGAGAAAAAGAUCCAAUCUCUUCGUGAUGAGAGAGCAGCCAAGGCUAGAGAGUUCUCAGAGGCCCAGCAACAUAUUGGCCGGCUCAUGAAUGUUAUGGGCUUCUCUGCAAAGUCAAACGAGAAGAGCUCAAGCAAGUCCCAACGCAGCCGAGACGCUAUCAUCGCCCCGACUCCUAGCCGGCGACAGUCAGCCGUAUAUGACGACGAUGACGAUAUACAGCUCGCAGAGUCUUUCGAAUAUCUCGCAUCUAAUCUACAGGGCCCUACUCCAAAGCGGCCCAAGGGCAAUGGGCGCUCGAUCCACCCUUUGCAGGCACCCGCUCCAAAGACUCCCGCAGCCAAGAACUCAGUUACUAGUACAAACGCCCCCAAAACAGGCCUCCGGCAGCCUUUGAUUGAGGCUGGCACUAAUAGUCCCGUCAAGUCCCAAGCCAGUCUUGGUUCUAAGGGCAGUCAAUACGAUUCCGCUUCGGCUGGGAACAUGGGCGAGAAUCGACUGCAGGAUUUGGACCUAGAUAUGGAUCUGGAGUUCUCGAAGGACUUUCUUUUCACGAGUACGGCGUUCUCUCCUUCCAAUAAUUAGUUGAUACCCUAGUUUCUGCGCCCGCGGCGAUGCUUUCGAUAGCGUUUGCUCUUUCUUUGUUGAUACCAU